This is a messenger RNA of Amblyraja radiata (thorny skate), 3370 nucleotides long. It is a transcript of the gene nsun2, whose product is annotated as NOP2/Sun RNA methyltransferase 2. The transcript is spliced from 19 exons. Gene Ontology annotation, cellular component: cytoplasm; nucleus. Gene Ontology annotation, molecular function: tRNA (cytidine-N5)-methyltransferase activity; tRNA binding. NCBI's taxonomy places the organism in Eukaryota, Metazoa, Chordata, Chondrichthyes, Rajiformes, Rajidae. Gene Ontology annotation, biological process: tRNA methylation. The record is from RefSeq and is a predicted model, not a curated record. Bases 214 to 2586 code for a protein of 790 amino acids.
CCGGUAGCUGGGAGCGGUCUCGGAGCAUGCGUAAUGCCGGCAGCUGGGUGCGGGGAGGUUUCGGAGCAUGCGUGGAUCCCAGUGCUGGCCUGGCCUUCCCUUCCCUUCCCUCCAGCGGCUGCUCCACUCUGUUGGUGGAGGUGGCAGUGAAUCAGGCACUGACGUUGCAACGGGCUCAGCACGUUUCCUCGGUUCAUUGCUCUGCUCUGCACGAUGGGGAGGAGGAAGAACAGGCCCAGAAACCGGGAGAACACGGACAUCAAGCCCGGUUGGGGAGCUGGCUACCAAGACAUUAUUAAAGAAAAUAAGCUAUAUGAAGAAUAUUACCAAAGACUAAAGAUUGUUCCUGAGGGAGAAUGGGAUCAGUUUAUGGCAACCAUGAGGGAGCCAUUGCCAGCCACUAUUCGGAUAACUGGAUACAAGAGUCACGCAGAGGAGAUUUUGCAUUGCCUAAAAAACAAAUACUUCAAAGAACUGCAAGAUUUAGAAGUGGAAGGGCAAAGGAUUGAGGCUCCACAGCCCUUGAGCUGGUAUCCCAGUGAAUUGGCUUGGCAUAUUAACAUUAGCAGGAAAAUAUUGAGGAAAUCACCAGUCUUGGAGAAGUUCCAUCAAUUCCUUAUUAGCGAGACUGAGUCUGGAAAUAUCAGUCGGCAGGAAGCUGUCAGUAUGAUCCCUCCUUUGCUGCUUGAUAUCAAAUCUCAUCAUAAGAUUCUUGAUAUGUGUGCAGCACCUGGAUCAAAGACUGCUCAGCUGAUUGAGAUGUUGCAUUCUGACAUGAGUGUUGCUUUCCCAGAGGGUUUUGUAAUUGCAAAUGAUGUGGAUAACAAGCGCUGUUACCUGCUGGUUCAUCAAUCAAAGCGCUUGCAUAGCCCUUGUAUUAUGGUCGUUAAUCACGACGCAUCAAACAUUCCGAGGUUGCAUAUGGUAGAUGCUGAUGGCCAACGAAGCAUUUUCUUCUAUGACCGCAUUUUGUGUGAUGUCCCAUGCAGUGGGGAUGCAACCUUAAGAAAGAAUAUUGAUGUGUGGAGAAAGUGGACAACUAGCAACAGUCUACAGCUGCAUGGUUUACAGCAGAGAAUUGCAAUUCGUGGUGUGGAACAGUUGACUGUUGGAGGAAGGAUGGUCUAUUCUACCUGUUCUCUGAAUCCUAUUGAAAAUGAAGCUGUGAUAUCAGCUAUUCUUGAAAAGAGUGAAGGAACUCUGGAGUUGGUUGAUGUUUCAUCUGAAUUACCAGGAUUGAAGCGAAUGCCUGGUUUAACAACAUGGAAGGUAAUGACAAGAGAAGGUCAUUGGUAUGAUGAGUGGUCAGACGUGCCAGAGAACAAACACACCCAGAUCCGCCCUACAAUGUUCCCAAUCAAAGACCCUCAAAAGCUCAAAAUAAUGAAUCUGGAACGAUGCAUUAGGGUUCUACCUCAUCAUCAGAAUACUGGGGGCUUCUUUGUAGCUGUUCUGGAGAAAAAGGCGCCAAUGCCAUGGAACAAGAGGGAACCGAAGUUGCGACGCAAAGCAGAAAUGGUUAAUCCUUCAGCUGAAGGUGCUGAUGAAAAAUCUGCAGCAGUGGAUGAAACUAAAAUAACUGAUGGUGAAGAAUCAUUGGACAAUAAGGAGACUAUUUUUUGUCCACCACCAUCAAAGAAAAUGAAAUUAUUUGGGUUCAAAGAAGAUCCGUUUGUCUUCCUGAAUGAAGAUGAUCCAAUAUUUCUCCCAAUACAGAAUUUUUAUCAAAUGGAUCCAGCAUUUCCAAAGAUGAAUGUCUUCACAAGGACACAUGAGGGGAAGAAGCGUCAUCUGUAUAUGGUUUCCAAGGAAUUGAGAAAUGUGCUUCAUCAUAACAGUGAAAGAAUGAAGGUGAUCAACACUGGAAUUAAAGUUUUGAGUCGCAAUAAUGAUGGGGAGGAGUUUGGCUGUGCCUUCAGAUUGGCACAAGAGGGUAUUUACACUAUAAAUCCAUACAUUAAUGGAAGAAUCGUUAAGAUCUCAGUUGAAGAUGUUAUGGUACUGUUGACACAAGAAAAUCCAUUCAUCGGUAAACUUACAAGUGAUCCCCAAAAGCAGGCCAAGAAGCUGAGUAUGGGAAGCAUUGUGCUGAAAUAUGACCCCGAUACUUUGAACAAGGAAGGUCCAAAGUGCCCUAUUGUAUUGUGUGGCUGGAGGGGAAAGAACUCAAUUCGUGCUUUUGUCGCCAGGAAUGAACGUUUCCAUUACCUACGAAUGCUGGGAGUGGAGGUCUUCCGAGAUGGGAAAAAGGGUGAAGGAUCUAACAAACUGGUUGCAAAUUCUGAGAAAAAUAUGGAGCCAAUGGAAGAAGGCAUAUUGAAUGUACAGGGAGAAACUGAAAAUUUGAAACAAGAUACUGAAAGCUCACAGGAAUUUGCUAAAUAUGAUGAGAUCUUGGGUGCGGAAGAACCUGAACAAAAAGAAGUAGAGCAUGCACAGAUAGAAAUUAGUAAUUCAAAAGUAAUGCAAGCAUCAGAAUGUACUGAUCCAUUAUCAAAAAUUGAGAAAACUGGUAAUGCUGCUGUGGCAUGUCCAGAUGAAGAAAGACCUAAGGUCGAGUCAAAGCAAGUGAUAAAUGUGGACUGAUAUAGAUUGCAGGACAAGAAAGCUAACUGCCAAAUUGUUUCAAGAAUAUAUAAUUUACAUGCAAUCCACAGUUUAGUAUUUGAAUGUCCUCAAAUCUUUAAUUACUGGACAUGAAGGCUUAAAAAAUUGGUUACACUUAUUCAAGAACUCUAAAUCAACCUCCUGACAUAAAUAUCAUUAUUUCUGUUGUUAUCUUGGCCGUUUGCCAGAAAUUUCCUUCAUGGGAAAAGGGUGAAGCAAAUGUGUUCACGGGGAAAAAGAAGAGCUGUGUCGUGUUCAAGGUGAUAUGCUUGGCGGCUAUGGGGGGGAAUUAAUUCAUUAAUUUCAACCAUUCAUGUCUUUCCAAGUAGUUUAACAACCCAUUCUCAUGAAAGCACUACUUUUAAAAUGAAGUUUUGUGAUGUGUUUGGUGUCAUUUUUAUUAUAACCUAGACAACGUGACAAUUUUGUUAAGUGUUCUGUGAAUCCCAUUGUUACAUGUUAUUUUAAUGGUUGAAUUUAUAAAUAUGGAUUGCUACAUUUUUUUUAGUGCUUCCUCAAAUUUUUGGAUAAUUUUCCCAUGACUGUUUAGAUAGUUGUAUGGAUGGAACAUAUUGCCCAAAUUUGCCCAAGUGACGAAGAUGAUAAUUUCUCCCUUUAAUUCAAAAGUAUUUAUUCUGCAAAAUAUUUACUAAGGGAACAGUUCUGUAUUUUUCUUAAAAAUGGUUACAUAUGUCAAGACGGUUGAUUUUCAGUCAAGAUGCCAUACUUUGCCUGUUAAAUAAUAAAACAUGCUAAAUUUUCA